AUGCAAUUACCAAAAUAUGAGAAUAAACCAUUCAAACCUCCAAGGAGGGUUGGAUCAAGUGGGAGCGCGCAACCCAAAUCAAAUACCACAGUUAAAACUGCCCCCAUACCUACAGUAAAAAUUGCUACCAAGAAAAGAAAUAUCCCGGCGGGAGCUGCUUCAAAUGUUGCUAAAAGGCGUGAUAAUCUAACCCCAAAUGAAAGUAUUAGAUACUUCACUACCAUGUAUAGGAAGCCUACUACCAAAAAGCACAAGACUUGGAGUGGUGAUGGUUAUGCCACUUUAAAACUAAACAGUAGCAAGCUAGCUUUCUACAAUGAAGCAGGGAAAUUAUUCGGAUCGAAUACGCUAACGAGUGAUCCUAAUUCUCUUUUAGAAACUAUUUUCAAAGUGGGUCCUAACGAAGUACAGUUAGAUUAUGAAUUGAAAGAACUAGCAGAAGUAAAUAGUGCCAGACAAGUUAUAAUACAAGCGAUGGGAAAUGUCAGCUCCGCCACUAUUGCACCAGUUAUAGCUCCCUCUACGAAGAAUGAUGGUGGCAAAUAUCAAAUGCCUCUGUCGCAACUAUUUACGUUGAACACGGUAAAAAAGUUUAAAUCAGUAACAAAGCAAAUGAAUGAACACAUGACCUCUCCAACGCAAAGCAGUCAAAGUUCAAAGGUCAGGAAGUAUUAUCCAGUUUUUGAUGUUCGCAAAAUUGAUAAUCCUUUGGUAAUGAACAAAAAUUCUUCUGCAGAAGUCGACGUAAUUGUUGAUCCAUUACUGGGUAAGUUUUUACGCCCUCAUCAAAGAGAAGGAGUGAAGUUCAUGUACGAUUGUAUAAUGGGUUUGGCAAGACCAACUGUUGAGAAUCAGAAUAUUGAUUGUACUACUAAGAGUUUAAUGUUAGAAAAUGACUCAGAUAUCAGUGGAUGCCUAUUAGCUGAUGAUAUGGGUCUGGGUAAAACAUUAAUGAGUAUAACUUUGAUUUGGACAUUAAUUAGGCAAACUCCUUUUGCGUCGAAAGUUCCUUGCUCACAAUCAGGUAUACCAUUAAGUGGCCUUUGUAAAAAGAUUUUAGUUGUUUGUCCUGUCACUCUGAUAGGAAACUGGAAAAGAGAAUUCGGAAAAUGGUUAAAUUUAUCAAGAAUAGGUGUUCUGACACUAAGCCCAAGAAACUCUCCUGAUAUGGAUAAAAUGGCCGUCAGAAAUUUUCUGAAAGUACAACGAACGUAUCAAGUUUUGAUCAUUGGUUAUGAAAAAUUGCUAAGUGUGUCCGAAGAAUUAGAGAAAAAUAAACAGCUGAUUGAUCUGUUGGUAUGCGAUGAAGGGCAUCGACUAAAGAAUGGUGCUUCUAAAAUUUUAAAUACAUUAAAAAGUUUAGACAUAAAGAGGAAACUUUUGCUUACAGGAACUCCAAUACAAAAUGAUCUUAAUGAGUUUUUCACUAUUAUAGACUUCAUAAACCCUGGCGUCCUUGGAAGCUUUGGCUCUUUUAAAAGAAGGUUUAUCCUUCCUAUAACAAGAGCUAGAGACACUGCAAAUAGAUACAACGAAGAAUUGUUGGAAAAGGGAGAGGAAAAAUCAAGAGAAAUGAUAGAAAUCACGAAGAGGUUUAUUUUGCGAAGAACAAAUGCAAUCCUAGAGAAGUAUCUCCCUCCAAAGACAGAUAUAAUUCUAUUUUGUAAACCAUACGACCAACAGAUCUUGGCCUUUAAGGAUAUCUUACAGGGUGCACGUUUGGAUUUUGGGCAAAUGACAUUCAGUUCUUCGCUGGGACUAAUAACUUUACUAAAAAAGGUUUGUAAUUCUCCUGGAUUGGUUGGUUCAGAUUCAUAUUACAAUUCACAUAUAAAGGAUACCCAAUCUCAAGGAAUUUACAGUCGUUUUUUGAACUCUGGUAAAUUAAAGGUUCUAAUGACAUUACUCGAAGGUAUUAGAAAGCGUACAGAAGAAAAGGUUGUUGUAGUGUCUAAUUAUACCCAGACAUUGGAUAUAAUUGAGAAUUUGAUGAAUAUGGCUGGAAUGUCACAUUGCAGGCUUGAUGGUUCUAUACCUUCGAAACAAAGAGACUCCAUUGUCACAUCCUUUAAUCGGAAUCCGGCCAUAUUUGGAUUCCUGUUGAGCGCAAAAUCUGGAGGCGUAGGAUUGAACCUGGUAGGUGCCUCGCGUCUUAUUUUAUUUGAUAAUGACUGGAACCCUUCGGUGGAUUUACAAGCGAUGUCAAGGAUCCAUAGGGAUGGCCAAAAAAGACCAUGCUUUAUUUAUAGACUCGUCACAACUGGUUGUAUUGAUGAGAAAAUACUACAGAGACAACUAAUGAAAAACAGUUUGAGUCAAAAAUUUUUAGGUGAUUCUGAAACGAAAGAUAAAGGUACUUCUAAUGAUGACCUUUUCAACAAGGAGGACCUGAAAGACCUGUUUUCUGUCCAUACAAACACCAAAAGUAACACUCAUGACUUGAUCUGUUCGUGUGACGGUUUGGGUGAAGAAAUUGAGUAUGUUGAAAAAAAUCAAGAACAGGACGUUGUAGAAUUAAAGAAGUGUAUGCCUACUACAUGGACUAGUGCUCUGGAAUUACAAAAGGAAAUGAAUGAAACAGCCACUAGAAAUGACGCUAGAAAGUCGCAGUCCAUUAGACAAUGUCUUAUUCAUUAUAAACAUAUCGACCCUGCAAGACAAGAUGAAUUAUUUGAUGAAGUUAUCACUGAAUCAUUUGCCACGUUGAAAGACGAUAUCACUUUUGCAUUCGUGAAGCCCAGCGAGAUAUGUCUUAAAUAA
Saccharomyces mikatae IFO 1815 is the source of this 2760-nucleotide messenger RNA. It is a transcript of the gene RDH54, whose product is annotated as DNA-dependent ATPase RDH54. Bases 1 to 2760 code for a protein of 919 amino acids. Gene Ontology annotation, cellular component: nucleus. Gene Ontology annotation, biological process: reciprocal meiotic recombination; double-strand break repair via homologous recombination. The record is from RefSeq and is a predicted model, not a curated record. The transcript has a single exon. Gene Ontology annotation, molecular function: ATP-dependent chromatin remodeler activity; DNA translocase activity; ATP binding. NCBI's taxonomy places the organism in Eukaryota, Fungi, Ascomycota, Saccharomycetes, Saccharomycetales, Saccharomycetaceae.